Molecule: messenger RNA, 3503 nt
Organism: Chiloscyllium plagiosum (whitespotted bambooshark)
Lineage: Eukaryota; Metazoa; Chordata; Chondrichthyes; Orectolobiformes; Hemiscylliidae
Product: centrosomal protein of 95 kDa-like
Cellular component (GO): centrosome; spindle pole
Source: RefSeq, a predicted model, not a curated record
GUUGGUGAUGUCAUGGACGGAGCCAAUGGGCGGCUGGAGACGGUUUAAAUGUACGAGUGUCCAGGGGAUAUGGUAGCGAGCUGACAACAAACUGAUUAAAUAUAACUUUGACUAGCUUAAGCUAUUGGUGAUUCUUCCUUGGUAAUCAUUAUACAUCUCUUCGAAGGAGGGAGAGUUUCUGUUCCGUAUCGCUGGAGAUGGAGGCUCAGGACGAGAGAGAUUGGAUUACUAUUGCCAAUAAUCUUCUUCACAAGUGCCAUAUUAAUCAGAGGGUGACAAAGCUUUGUGAGUGUGAUGCAGGUGUAUUUAUUGCCCUUUAUGAAGCCAUUCUUGGUGAAAAGGUCCCAGAUUACAUAGCUACUCCCAAAAGUCAGGAAGAUGAUGUCCAUAACGUACAGGCAGUGAUAGAUUCAUUGGCUUUGGACUACUUGCAAAUCAGCUUGUCGCAUAUAACUGGAGAGAAUAUUAUUCAGAGUGACCAAGAAAAUAUACGGAAUUUGUUAGAAAUCUUUGAUGGUUUGUUAGAAUAUCUCACAGAACAGAUAAGCGAUGCUUCCUCCCAGCACGAUGAUCCUGAUUUGCUGUCUAAUGAAGCAAUAUCUGUAAUAAGAAGUGUACUUCAAGAAGAAUUCAGGGACUCAUACAAAGAGACGGUACCUGAUGCAGGAGCACAUUCAUCAAAAGCUUCAUCAUCUUCUGCUACUACCUGGAAUGGAGCAGGAUCUGAAUCCACCAAUGAGCUCAUCCGACUUGGUGAAUCUGCUUGUACAUACAGCCACAGAAAGAAUGCAGACCUGUCUGAAUAUUAUCAAAUUGUCAAGCAGUCAGAACAAAAGUUAGAAAUAUUGGACCAAGGACAAAAUGGAUUUUGCUGCUUUCCUCUUGGUUCUGCACCUGUACCUGACACUAAUGGAGAAAAAAUGAUGAAACCAGGAAGAUCUGUUGAUAAUUUGCCUUCCAAGGAUCAUUCCACUGGAUUAAUCACUAAUGCUUUGCAGCUUGGGGAGCCCAUUCGACCUGCCAUUCCCUUGCAGUCUCCUUACCACCCUCCUGAGUAUGGGCCUCCAGUCCAAGGUGCACAGUUAAUUGGUUAUCAGUCUAUCUCUGAUACGACAUUAGUGGCUAGUGAGAAAGACCAAUCCGCCAUCCAGACAGGAGAGCUGAAAGUGAAACGAGUAACCCCUGUUCAUAAUGUUCCAGAUGUGCAUGAAAACAUUCCUUCAAAGAUGACACCAUCAAGGUUAUCCCCAGAUUCCAUAAAGGUAUUGGUACCGCAGGAGUCACAAUCUGCAGGACGUGGAACAAAGAAGGACCAAGAAUUGCAGAACACUGCACAAACAACUGUAGCAAACUCUGACAAUGUACAGAAACGUGUUGCCUUUCAAACUCAGCCGGACAUUAGAUUAAUGACCAUGCAGAGUAAAAUGGACCAGUGGGAUUCAGUCUUGGAGGAACAUGGGGAAUCUAACCAUUGGCAGUCCUCAGCAACACUGGAACGCAACCAGCAUAACUUCAGGAAUGAGGAUAGUUCCCUUUCACUUAACCAUAGAGAUCGAGGUGAUAUAUGCACUUUACUUGGAGAUGAACCUCUAUCUCGCCGUAGAGUAAAGAAUAUCCUUGCAGAAGAGGAGCUGCAUGAGAUGUCUGAGCAGCUGUCUCUAAAGCUGCGCCAACUUGAUAUGAUGCUGAAACAAGCUCUGGGUGAGAAGGAUGAAGUUCAUAAUUCCAAGGAAGAAGAUAAAUUGUCUCAACACAGUGACAGUAUCACAGAAUAUAGAAGAGUCCAGCAGUUGCCUGCAAAACAAACCAGGAAGCCAGCACGUGCCCGCUCCCUUUCUCCAUCACCACCACGACAUACCCUUCAAGCUGAAUUUGAAGAUGCUGUCAAUAAAGACUCAAAGGGACAGAUGAGGAGAAUUCGCAGAGAGCUGCAAAAAGAAAUGGACCAACAAAGGAUGAAAGCAAAGGAGGUGAGUGAGUCUUACAAAGAAGAAUUGGUCAACUACAAAAUGAAGGAGAAAUCUAAGCUUGAAAAAGAGAAGAAAAGUGUCAAGAAAGCAGAACAAGAGUAUAAAGAAAAUAUCUUCAAAGAAACACCGAAAACUCCACAGCCAGCAAAAGUUUAUUCUGCAAAUACCACACCACGAAAGCAGAAGCACAGCCAGUGGACACGGGCAGGAGUAACAAAGCCAAAGAAAGCAACUCCUAUGAAGAUACAAGAUAAUGACCUUCUGCCUUUAUUAUUGGAAGAGUUUCCUUAUCUGCCACUAUCUCCACAUGCUAUGAAUAGGAUGUGGAAACAGCAGUUUAAGCAAAUAGAACAGUUGAUCAAGUCUGGUCUUGACGGGGACCGGAGCCAAGCCAAGCUGCAGUCAGCAAUUGAAGAUGCCCAGAAAAAGCAUGAUCUCUUAAUUAAUAUCAUUAAAAAGGAACAGGAUCACAAUCUGCGUCUGAAAGAGUUUAAGGAACGAAUUCGGCAGCAGAAAGCUGCCCAGAACAAGAUGAAGGAGCAAAGGCAGCAAAUUGCCCGUGCCAAGAAAUACUAUAACGACUAUCAUGUUCAACUGCAUGCAAAAAUGAUGAGAGCAAGAACUCGAGAAGAACGGAUUUUCAAAAACCUGUUUGAGGAAGGUUUGGAGAUUCAGAAACAGAGAUUACGUGAAUUGAAGACUUACACCAAAGAGAAACGUCAGGAGUAUAAGAAACAACAAAAGGAAGAGUUGCAGUCAAUGGAGAAUUACUAUAGAGAUCAGUUUUUAAUGUUGGCUGAAACUCUGGCACAGGAGCAGCAGAAAAUUAACGUCCAGGAGACUGCACAGAACAAGGCACUCCAAAAAUGGAAGAAAGAAUUGCGUGCAAAGAUGGAAAAGGAAAUUCGUGAACUUCAGGAAAUGAUAAUACAGGAUGAUGAUGAUGUGUUCUUUAGAGAAUUGGAAGCAGAGAGAAUACAGCAGCAACUCCAGAUGGCAUCUUUCCAGUACAGUAAAAUACCAUUAUAAAUAUUCAUUACUGAGGAAUGAGUUCUUUGGUACCUGAUUUAAACAGGCUCUGGUCAAAGAACUAUAAUUUCCCAAAACCACCUGCAUUUAUUUAACCAGGCAAAUAAAUUGAUUAGUUGCAUGUGAUAAUAUUUGAGCACAAAUCCAUAUUGAAAUCUAGAUCUUUUAAUGCCCUUUGAGUUAAUUUAAGUAGGAACAGAUGAUUACUGUGUACAUACACUAGCUUCUGUUUCACUGUACAUUCUAAGAUGACUUCGCUCAUGUAUUAUGCCGGCUUGGAGAUUUAAUAUAAAUAUUAAUUAUUACUAUUACCUUUUAUCAGUGAACAGAUCGUUCUGUUAGUAGCCUGAAAUGCAGACUCAGUUGUGCCUCAUGUGAAAAGAUUACUGUUAAGAGCCUGCUGCUACUUAGUAUGCAUCAAUGUUUACAAGAUGGUUUGACACUAAUACUGUAAAGCUCAUUCCAUUCAAAUGAUUUUGUACAUUUUUAUCCUGUAUAGUGGAU